Capsicum annuum is the source of this 1795-nucleotide messenger RNA. RefSeq names its product pentatricopeptide repeat-containing protein At4g36680, mitochondrial. Gene Ontology annotation, molecular function: protein binding. NCBI's taxonomy places the organism in Eukaryota, Viridiplantae, Streptophyta, Magnoliopsida, Solanales, Solanaceae. The record is from RefSeq and is a predicted model, not a curated record.
AUGUCUUCUUCCAUCGCUUUGCGCCACGCACGCUUCCUCACAACCGCCGCCGCCACCACCACCGGCAUCUCUAUCUCCAAAGCUCAAAGGGAGCACGACCCUGACAAAGCCCUACAGAUUUACUCCUCCGUUUCUGAUCGUUACAUUUCCCCUCUUUCCUCCCGCUAUGCUCAAGAAUACACUGUCAAACGUCUCGCCAAGUCCCAUCGUUUCUCCGACAGCGAAAACUUCCUCGAAUCUCACAAAAAUAGCUCAAAAAUUACUCAAGAGCCUUUUCUUUCAUCCAUAAUCCGUUCAUAUGGAGUCGCUGGAAUGUUUGAUCACGCACUCAAAAUUUGUCAUCAGAUGGAUGAUUUAGGCACCCCCAGAUCAGCUAUUUCUUUCAAUGUGCUUUUAUCAGCUUGCGUGCACUCAAAACUGUAUGAUCGUGUCGCCCAACUGUUUGAUGAAAUGCGUGAGUAUGGAUUUUUACCUGAUAAAGUGCCCUAUGGGGUAUUGAUUAGGUCAUAUUGUGAAAUGGGGUUGCCGGAAAUGGAUGAAAGACUCAAGGAGAUGGACGAGAAAGAUGUGGAGAUUACAACUGUUGCUUUUACUACUAUAUUGCAUUCGUUUUACAAGAAAGGGAAGAGUGAUGAGGCCGAGAGGGUAUGGAAUGAAAUGGUGAACAAAGGAUGUGGGCCGGAUGUUGGUGCAUACAAUGUAAAGAUUAUGAACAUUCAAGGUGGUGAUCCGGAGGGCGUAAAAGCUUUAAUUGAGGAAAUGAGUGAUGCUGGAUUAAAACCAGACACGAUUAGCUACAAUUACUUGAUGACUUGUUAUUUUAGGAAUGAAUUGAUGAACGAGGCGCAGAAGGUUUAUGAGGAUCUUGAGGCAAAUGGGUGUAAUCCAAAUGCUGCAACUUUUAGAACUUUAAUCUUUUAUUUGAGUAAGAAGGGAAAGUAUGAGGCAGGGUAUAAGGUGUUCAAGGAGAGUGUGAGAGUUAACAAGAUCCCUGAUUUCAAUACACUCGAGUAUUUGGUUGAAGGGUUGGUGAAAAGAUCAAAGUUGAACGAGGCAAAGAGGAUGAGUAAGACUGUGAAGAAGAAGUUCCCUCCUAACUUGGUAAAAGCUUGGACCAAGCUAGAGGAGGAGCUUGGUUUGGCUGAAGUUGAAGACGGUGAUAAUGGAGUCCAAACGGCUAGUUUGGCUUAAUAGGUGAAUGUUGUGGAACGAUUUUGUGUGCUUGAAGUGUUUAUACGCAUUUCCAUAGCAUAGGAGGGAUUUUAGAUCAUUGAAUUUCUCAUGUUUAUCAUAAAGAUGUGAGUUCGCAUUUGGGACCUGCCAUUGUUAUGCUCUUUAUAUAGAGCUUUACCUGAAGUUUGUGAUAGUGAGUUAUAUUAACUGCUGACACGGAACUACAUGAGCUGAAUGUCCUGUUGAUCCAUUGCUUUGUUUGUCUCUCUCUCUCUCAUGAGUCCCAUCCAUUGAACAUGUGAUAUCUUGAUACUUUAAUCACAACAUUAACUGGUAGUUUGGACGGAGGUUUCGGUCUCUCUUCUCUAUAUAUGAUAUGAUGUCACUAAUCAAAUGUGUUGGCACAACUUUGACAUUGUUUAGUUCUUUCUCUUCUUAUCUUAUGCUGCUCAGAUGAUGACGUGUAAGGGGCUUUAUACCUGUUAUUGAUGUACUCUUUGUUAUUGAUGACUUGUAAGCUCAAAUCAUUGUUCCUUACUAGGUAUAAUCUGUUUCCUUUAGAGGAAAGUGACUGUUAAUUCAUAGAGCCAUAGGGAUAAUCUGCAGGCUUGCUGUUGUUUAA